Messenger RNA from Chironomus riparius, 2933 nucleotides. The record is from the annotation of a GenBank genome assembly. NCBI's taxonomy places the organism in Eukaryota, Metazoa, Arthropoda, Insecta, Diptera, Chironomidae.
AAAAUGGACAAACUGAUCACUGCAACUGCAGAAACGCAAAAAAAUAGAUUCUCGAAAUCUCGAAGGUCGAAAAAUCCACAAAAAAAUGACUUGUAAAUAUUUACAUUUUUAGACUAAAAUUCAAGCUCAAUUUAAUUUAUUACUUUAUAUUAAUCAAUAAUACACUAAUUAAGAUACAAACAACACUAAUUGAGAACGAAAGAGACAUUGUUGGACAAUUCAUCACUGAUCAGAGCAACGAUAGAAAAUUCUUCAUUCUGUAAAUGUAUUUUAUUGUGUUCGGUCGUGAAAAAAUUUAUUUCCUGUAAAAAAUUCGGUAUAUUCGUGUUUAAAAGCUUAAUUAAGCUAUUAAUUAUAUCUAGAACAGAUUGUUUAACCAGUGUAUAAGGUGGAAAAGCUGGAAAAAUAGUUAAAAAGUGCACAAAAUUCGAUAAAAAGGAUUAGUCAUACGAGCAAUUUGGAUUUUUCCACAACAAAAAAGAAUUUAAAAGUAUAUACAGCUAAAUCAUAAGCAAAAUGGGAACUAAUUCAUGGGGAAUUGAGUUAUGGGACCAAUUUCACAAUAUAGGGGCACACACAUUAAAAGGAAUUGAUUUUCUAGACAAAUAUGGAAACUUUGUCAAAGAUCGCUGUGCCAUUGAAAUCGAAUAUGCCGCAAAGUUAAGACGACUUGCAAAAAAUUACCAACCAAAAGGAAAGAAAGGAGAAGACGAAGACAAUGAAUUUACAUCAUAUCAAGCAUUUAAGAAUGUACUGAAAGAAACGAAUGACUUGGCAGGACAGAGAGAAGUCGUCGCAGAAAAUCUUCAAUCACAAGUCAUUUCGGGUAUAAAUUUAUUGUCAAAAACUUUACGCGAUGAGAGGAAAAAAGCCAUUCAAGAGGGAAAUGAUCUUACACAGCAAUUAGUUUCCCAGAUAUCUGCAUUAGACCGAGCAAAGAGAAAUUACGAGAAAGCAUACCGUGAGGCAGAAAAGGCUGUUGAAAAUUAUCAGAAGGCAGAUGCAGAUUUUAACUUGAGUCGAGCAGAGGUUGAGAAGCAGAGACACAAUAUGACACUUAAAUGCGCUCAGUCAGAUGAUGCCAAAAAUGAAUAUGCCAAUCAAUUACAAAAAUCUAAUAAACUUCAGCAUUCACACUAUCACACAUCAUUACCUGCAGUAUGUAAUAAAUUGCAAGAGCUUGAUGAGAAACGGACGCAAGGAAUUAAGGAAUUUAUUAGGUCAUCUGCAGAUUUAGAGUCACAAGUGGCGCCAAUUAUUGCACGAUGCCUUGAGGGCAUUGUGAGAGCAUCCGAGUCAAUAAGAGAGAAGGAAGACUCAUUUAAAGUGAUAGAACGAUAUCAAUCAGGUUUUCAGCCGCCUGGAGAUUUGCCAUUUGAAGACUUAUCCAAAAUGGAUAGCGAAUCGACACACAAUUCACAAAACAGUUUCCCAUUACCCAAUCAUCCAACCAUUAAAGGAACAAUAAGUGGUAAAGGAAUUAAGGCACGCAAGGGAAUUUUCACCAUCUUUAGUAGUAACAAGAAGUUACUCGAAGCCUGCAUAACAGUUAAGAAUACAAUAACUGCCGAUGGCAUGAAGGAUGAUUUUAGCGACCUUCCACCGUCACAACGUAAGAAAAAGUUGCAGUCAAAGAUACAAGAAUUACAAAAGAGUAUUGGCCAAGAACAAGGAGCACGUGAUGGUCUUAUAAAAAUGAAGGGAGUAUACGAGAGUAAUGCUCUGCUCGGUGAUCCACAAACUGUACAAGGACAAUUAAAACAAUGUGAACAUAAUCUCGAGAAGUUUAAGAAUGAGUUAAGGAAAUAUCAAAUAUUAUUAGACGAAAUGAAUACAAACCAUAAUAACCAACAUAGUCCACAACCGAAUCGUAUUACUCACCACCAAAAUGGAAAUCAUCGAUCAUCUCGACAUUCCAACGGUAGCAAUGACGAUGGAGAUGAAGCAGUUGACGAUGCCCGAAGUUUGAGCAGGUCAGCAUCAGAGAAUAAUGUCAAUCAACAAAAUGGUGCACAAAAUGGGCUCUUAAACAUAAACAAUAAUAACAAUGAAAAUAACAAUAACGGUAGUAGUUCGGCAAGUCCUGAAAGCGGUCUUGGAACGUCGCACUCUUCACUGCCAGGUUCAGGCCAAGGUAGCACGAAUGAUCAACAUUUGAGCGAGGAUAUGUAUUAUGAAUCCGAUGCUUUACAACCUCUUGGGACUUGUAAAGCACUUUAUCCAUUCGAUGCUACAAGUGAAGGAAGUAUUCCAAUGGCGGAAAGCGAAGAACUUUAUGUGAUAGAACUCGAUCAAGGAGAUGGAUGGACGAGAGUACGCCGAAUGGUCAGCGGCAAUAUGAUGGAAGAAGGUUUUGUUCCUACAAGUUAUAUUGAGAGUACACUGUAUGCGUAGAAUUAGAAAGUAACCAACUCAUCUAUUUUUAAAUGAGACACAAAGGAUGGAAAUAAUUACUUGCAUCGAGUAAGGAAUUUAACAUACAACCUUAAUCCCCAACAUCUAUCUUUGACGAUCAAUUUAUAGAUUUAUGAAAGUAUAAAGCUCACUAAGGUUUGAUUGAUUGGAACGACUUUGCGCAACUUUAUUGUAGUGGAAUUGUAAAGACUUUUGCUUAAUUCAAAAGUUGCUCAACUUUUACGAGUUAUACGAAUUGCAUAUGUUGAGAAAUUAUAGAUAGUGAUGGAAGGAAGUCGUAAAUUAUUUAAAGAUUUAAAAAAAAUGUGUCAAAGGGAUUGAUUUAUGUUCUUGUACUAGCUCAAACUUUCAAACAAGCUUACUCUCAUGAUAUUUCAAGUCAUUAAAUGCAAAACCAAUGAUCAAUAAUUUCAUUUCUAUUAUAAAAGUGCAUAGAAACGACACAUACACACAUAAUAAAGUUUUAAAUUAUCACUAACAUACAUACAAUAAAUUACAGAAACGUUUUUGUAGCGUAA